Suillus subalutaceus is the source of this 1158-nucleotide messenger RNA. Its product is annotated as DNA breaking-rejoining enzyme. The transcript is spliced from 4 exons. Gene Ontology annotation, molecular function: DNA binding. The record is from RefSeq and is a predicted model, not a curated record. NCBI's taxonomy places the organism in Eukaryota, Fungi, Basidiomycota, Agaricomycetes, Boletales, Suillaceae. Bases 1 to 1158 code for a protein of 385 amino acids. Gene Ontology annotation, biological process: DNA integration; DNA recombination.
AUGGCCAUGCGUAUCUCGCCAACCUCUGCACCUUCAUUGCUUCCUUCCCGUCGAACUCGAAAUUCUCCUGCCGUCAUCCACCUCCAUCGAAAACCAAAAAUUGGAAACGAACUCUCUUCAUCUGCCUUCCGUCCUCACGUCCUCGCACGUGACCGCCUCCGUUUAUGGUCUGCACCUCACUCAGAUUCGUUUCGCCUUUCAAUCUUGGAACAGUUACCUUUGGAGGACAUAUUGCAGCUUUUUGACGUCAUGUUGGUCUCUAUCGAGCCAAAAACGAGAGAGAACUACGGUGCUGGCUUAUUACAAUUCCACCAAUAUUGUGAUUCAAGGCACAUACCGGAAGCUCGUCGCAUGCCUGCAUCUGAUUUUCUCCUCGCUUCUUUCAUCGCAUCUUGGGCCGGAAAGGUCGCAGCCAUGACAGCACAAAAUUGGCUAGCCAGCUUACAUUUCUGGCAUAAUCUCCACGGUGCUCCGUGGUUUGGACACAGCAUCCUUCGUUUGGCCACUGCUGGUCUUGCCAAAGUCGUCCCUGACUCCCUCGAUCUCUCUAAUGCCUUUGACGCAUCUGUUUUUGCCGUUGCAUGUACAGCCUUCUGGUCUUGCUGCAGGCUCGGCGAACUCAUUCUUGUUAGUACUAGCUCCUUUGACCCUGCUUGUCACGUUUCUCGAUCCUCCUCCUUCACCCGUUGCUCGCCUUCAGACGGUGUCAAAUAUUCUGUCCUACAAAUCCCGUGGACAAAAACUUCGCAUAUCGAAGGAGCAGACGUUAUUAUCUCUAAUCUAGACGACAUCACAAACGCAUUCACGGCCAUCAACCACCAUCUCGCAGCCAAUAUCACCGUUCCCAUGGACGCACCGUUUUUCGCAUAUGAGACUGCGGGUGGUGGAUGGGCAGCAAUGACAAAACCUUGGUUCCUGGCGCGUUGCAAUCAGAUUUGGAGAUCAGCCAAUUUGUUAGAACUCACCAGUCACUGCUUCCGCAUUGGAGUACCACCAGACGUCGUGGCUGUCCAAGGCCGCUGGAAAUCACGAGCCUUUUUAGAAUACUGGCGAAAAAUAGAAUCAAUCUUACCACUUUUUGUUACAGCAUCAUUCUCAGAUUCACGUACGGCUAUGAUUAAUUCGUCAAUGGACUCAUACGCACGUCGUUAUAGCUAA